CUGCAUUUUAACUACUGGUUAUAAAUAUAUUGUUUCGUUUUAUAUAUUGUUUUCUCUUUAUAUUAAUUAUAUCAUAAAUCCACUAUGAAAGAAGAGGUGACAUUUUAUUUUAUCGCAACAAUGAGUAAUGAGUAUUCUCCUUUUGGUAUAUAUUUUACCAUUUUGAUUAUUGGUAUGCACUAUUUUAUAAAAGAGAAAAGAGUCUACAGCUAUAAUUUGGACUAUUAUAUCACUUUAGUUUAUAUUCAGACAUAAUAGUUACUGCUGUCUAUUUUACUUGUUCUAAGCCAGACAACUAUUUUAUAUAUAUACUAAAAUUCAAUUUUUUUUUUUAAUCCUCUGAAAUAUUUAUUACCAAAGAAAGGUAUUUUGUUGAUAUAGCAUUAUACCUAUCUGUAGGUUAUAUGUCUUUUCUUCAAG
This is a messenger RNA of Cokeromyces recurvatus, 420 nucleotides long. RefSeq lists its product as uncharacterized. Bases 85 to 255 code for a protein of 56 amino acids. NCBI's taxonomy places the organism in Eukaryota, Fungi, Mucoromycota, Mucoromycetes, Mucorales, Mucoraceae. The transcript has a single exon. The record is from RefSeq and is a predicted model, not a curated record.